UUAAACAACUGGCAAAACAGAAUAAGAAAACGGACAGAGACAUACAUAGUAAAAUGUUUCGACCUAUAUUUUCGCUGUUGUAGUGUUGUAAAAAAAAACGUAGCUAGUGUCCGGUUUGAAUUAAAAUGUUAGUUAGGAGCCGUCGGGUGUUUUUACGGAGAUAAUUUCACCAAAUCUUCCAUCAGAUGUGACAGUGAUGCUAGCUGUCCCCUGACAACACUGCGUUAAACGACAAAACUGGAGACCGGGAACAAACAGAAACACAGAUAAAAUAAUAAAUAAAUACACAACAGCGUGCGUUUCAUCCACAGUCACCAUGAACAGGACCAAACUGAAGAAAACCAAGGCUGUGCCAGGAGGACUGAGGAGUAUUUCAUCCUUCUUCUCCUGUCAAAAUCAGCAGGAUGUUUUAUCCUCUACAAAAUUAUGUGGUCCUAAUCCUGUUGUCACAAAGACUGAACCUACAGUCAAAGAUGCUGAAGCUUCUACAUUUAAACCCCUGCCCAAAUCCCCCUUUAAGAGGAGUGUUCUCGGAGACCUUGAAAACCUUCUCCCCUCUUCACCUGAUCUUGUUCCGUCUGUGCCCGAGACCCCAAACAGUCAGAUCAGGAAGUCCUCCACCACUUCCUCUGGAGAUUUCAGCCCCAAGUCCAGGAGAGACCCAGUGGGGGUACUCGGUCAACUUUCCCCGAUCUGUCGCAGUCCCCGAUCUAAAGGGUUAAGUUUAAAGAGAGUGAUGAUGGAGGAAAGAGAAAAUAAGAGAGGAGAUGGACAUUCUGGAUCCAGUAAAAGACUCUUCAGCCCUCCUGAAGAGUCCCAGGACGCCAAGAAGCCAAAAAGUGUUGUUACAGCAGCACAAAGAUGUAUGAGCCAGAAAGUAACUACAUCUGUGAUUGAUCCUGUGAACAACCCAUGUCUCCAGAGAAACUACAACUUAUCAAAUACAGACGCCAACAGACUAAAGGACCAGAGUUCCCCCAGAGACCACCAUGUUGUCUUUAAUGGCAACGGGGAAACCAUGCCUUCAUCAAAAUCUGCAUCCCUCCUGUCAAGAAAACAGAUUGAGAAAGUGGACACAAAAGGGAAGUGGAGUUAUACAGAGAUAAUGGAGCAGAAGGAGAAGCAGCAUGAUCCACACACACUCACUUUUCAGUCAUGUAAUGAUGAUACACAUGUUCCUGAUACUCAUAUGCACAAGACAGAUACACAAACCAUCUCUACUGAACUACAAACAAAUUCAGAAGAGGAUGCUGUCGACCUAACCAAGAACACAGCCACCAGAACGCCAUCAAAAGGAGGUGGAGGAAAUGUGACGCCAGCGGGUCAGGAGCGAGCUGGAGAGAAAACAGAAGCAAGUUCAUGUCCUGUUGAAGAGAUGCUGGAUGAGGAGUGGUUUACGGAGCAGACGGAACCUAGUGAGAAUAAAUCCAAAAAAGCCUGUAAAGUUCCUGACCACGUGGUCCUUUCUGGAGGUUCCAAUAACCGCUACUGGGUUUUGGAUGUGGAGGAGAGCCCUGGUCAUAAAACACUGACUAUCUCAUGCUCCAGAUCUCUACAUCCAACCGAGACGUGUCUGCUCAAAGACGGAUGGGAGAUGACACCUGUGUUGUGUGGUGAUGUGGUGCAUCUGGAGGGCCGCUGUGAUAAUGGUUUGUGGUUCGUGGACAGGGAGCAGGGGUUCCUGGUUUUACAACCUGACAGCCUCAUCUCAGGGACGAGCAUCUCCAGCUCCAUCCGCUGCAUGAGACGAGCAGUACUGGGAGAUAUGUUCAAGAGUUUUGAUGGCGGGUCAAAGCAGAUGCUCAACGGCACCAUGGUCCAUGAAGUCUUCCAGAAGGCUGCCAUGGCUAAAGAUUUCACAUCGGAGACUCUGUCUAAGUUUGCUGACCUGGCCCUGCACAGUCCUCAGCACCUGGCAGACAUGUACAGUUUGGGUGUAAGUCAGGAAGAAAUGACGCAGGAGCUGCACAAUUACCUACCGUCUCUUGAACAUUGGGCGAAGGAAUACCUCAGCUCCCAAACACCAAAAGCCAUCAGCUUAAAAAUUCCUAACAGUGGAGACAGGUGUCAGGACGCAGCCGUCACAGUAGCCAAGCUGGCCGACAUAGAAGAAAAUGUGUGGUCACCGCGAUUUGGCCUGAAAGGAAAAAUUGAUGUAACGGCACAAGUUCGAAUUCAGAGAUCACGAAACGCUGGUCCCAGAACUUCAGAGGAGAAGACGGUCCCACUGGAGCUGAAAACCGGCAAAGAGUCAAACUCAAUAGAGCAUCGCAGUCAGGUGAUCCUUUACACUCUAAUGACCCUGGAGCGAUAUAAUCCUGAGGCCGGCCUCCUGUUGUACCUAAAGACAGGAAACCUGCACCCUGUGGUGGCCAGUCACAUGGACCAGAGAGAGCUGCUGAAGCUGAGAAACACUUUGAUUCAUCACAUUCACAACUGUGUGGAGAAAAAGGCGGAGAAGAGCCAUCUGUCUAGACUUCCUGACAUCCUGACAAACAGACAAACCUGCCAGUACUGUCCCCAAAGGAGGAACUGUGCUUUAUAUGAGAGAGUGAUGGAUGGCAGCUCUGCAGACAUCCAUGAGGAUGUUGUGUGUGACUUCCUGCAGCAGGAGACGGGCCACCUGACUCCAAAACACCUGAACUAUUUUUCCCAUUGGCUGCUGCUCUGCUGUUUAGAGGCAGCUACUAUGGAAUCCAAAAACACGAGAAAGAAUGUGUGGCUUCAGACACCCGAGGAAAGUGAGAAGAAAGGGAGCUGUGUGGGGAAUCUGAGGCUCAGAGGUCCAGUCACUGUGCAGUCUGAAGGGGUUUUCCUUCAUCACUUCCAGAGGAGUAAUGUGGUAAUGCAGCAGGGUCUGUCCACUGGCUUGACUAAUGGAGAUCGAAUCGUUCUUAGCGAUCAAGAAGGUCUUCUAGUCGGAAUAGCAACAGGAUAUGUGAGGGAAGUCAGCAGGACAUCGAUCAGCUGCACUCUGGACAGGGACGUGUCUAAGUUCAGUGGCGUGUUGUUUCGUUUGGACAGCGAUGAAGGCGUGGUGGGUCUCAGUACUCACCUCACUAAUCUUUCCAGACUCAUGGACAACUGUCCUGACAGUGAUCGUUUGAGGGAGCUGGUUGUCGACUUUCGUCCUCCGGAGUUUAUCUCCAACCUCAGUUCCGUUUUACCACGUGAAGCCAAAGACACUGUAGCCAACAUCCUCAAAGGUCUUAAUAAACCCCAGAAGCAGGCAAUGAAGAAAGUUUUGUUGUCCAAAGACUUUACAUUAAUUGUUGGCAUGCCUGGCACUGGCAAAACUACAACCAUCUGCACUCUGGUUCGCAUCCUACAUGCAUGUGGCUUCAGCGUUUUACUGACCAGCUACACACACUCUGCUGUUGACAACAUCCUGUUGAAGCUUAAGCGUUUCCGAGUUGGAUUUCUGCGUCUGGGGCAGGGACAGAAGGUUCAUCCAGACAUCCUGCCGUUUACAGAGGAAAGUGCAAGGAGGAAGGGAGUUCACACCUUAUCAGAGCUGGAGCAUCUUUAUAAUAAGGAGCUUGUCGUGGGAACCACCUGUAUGGGCAUCAAACACCCCAUUUUCUCACGCAGACGGUUCGAUUUCUGCAUCGUAGACGAAGCAUCACAGAUCAGUCAGCCUAUCUGUCUCGGCCCUCUUUUUUAUGCUAAAAGAUUUGUCCUAGUUGGAGAUCACCAACAACUGCCACCAAUAGUACAAAACCAGGAAGCGAGGUCUCUGGGGAUGGAUGAAAGUCUGUUUAAGCGACUGGAGUGUCAUAGUGAAGCUGUGGUCCAACUCAAUGUCCAGUACAGGAUGAACAGGCAGAUCAUGUCUCUCAGUAACUGUCUGAUGUACGACGGCCGGCUGGAGUGCGGAUCAGAAAGGACGGCCUCUGCCCUGCUGACGCUGCCCUUCCUGCUUUCUGUCCAGUCGGAGCUCAGUUCUUACUCUCAGACUCAUCCCCAACACAAUCUGUCAUGGAUACAGGAUUCGUUGUUGCCCACCAACCCUGUCUGCUUCCUGGACUGUUCAAUGGUGCCAGCUCUGGAGUCGGUGGAACAGGGAGGUGUGAGUAAUCAAACAGAAGCUGCUCUCAUACGUGUGCUGCUCUCACUGUUGAUAAAGGCAGGGUGUAAACCCAGUGACAUAGGGGUCAUUGCACCCUACAGACAACAGUUAAAGACCAUCUCUGCUCUGCUGCAGUCCUCUGCUUUUACCGGCGUGGAGGUCAACACAGUGGACAGAUACCAAGGACGGGACAAGAGUGCCAUUGUUCUCUCUUUUGUCAAAAGUACUGCCGAGGAAGGAAAUUUAGGAGAGCUGUUGAAGGACUGGCGUCGCCUGAAUGUCGCCAUCACCAGAGCUAAACACAAGCUGCUAAUGGUGGGUUCAACGUCUACGCUGCGACGCUACGCACCUGUUGAGAAACUACUCAGUCAUCUCCAGCAAGACAACAUGAUUAUCCAGCUCCCUCCUGCUGCACACAAGGCCUUACCCAGCAUGCACCUGUGAAACAGGCUUCUGGGGCUGUUGUGAUUUUCCUCAAUGGGGCAACUACAGGCUUUGACAGGAAACUGAAUAAAACAGGAGCAGCAUGUACCUCAAUUCCAUACAAUGACAGAAUUUAAACCCUAAUAAUUCUUCUUUUCUCUUUUUAAUCUUCUCGAAUCAUCCCAGUGGCAUCUGUAUAAAUUUACUUCACAACUUUUAAGUUAUUAAUAUUCUUCCUAACUACUAUACUAGUAGUUAUAAGAAGUAGAUCUAAUUUUUACAACAUAACUGGAAUAUUAUGGUUUCUUUAUAUUAGUACAUCUUUUUCGCAAAGCACUGUUCUGAACUCUGAAUUCUAAAACAUUCCAGUGCAAUCACAUACCUUAUUUAAUUUGCAGUACACUUCAAGAACUCUAGUUUUAACAGUAUCACUUGUAUGUAUUUUUGCUGUCGACAAAGAACUUGAAUGGUAAUGACCUGGGGACCUGAAAUACUAAACUAGUUGCACAAAACCAAUACAUCUGUACUGAAUAUGUGGAUGUGACACAUUCCAGAUUAUGGUACAGACUGUGUGAAUCUGAUGUAACUCCAGUACUUUUGAUCUUAUCGUUCAUCAGUGCCCCCACUUCUGUGUACAUUCACAAACAUUAAAACAUGAUUACCUGUAAUGUGAAUAUGAAGACUAACUCAUAGUUUUCUAUGGUUUAAUCUUCUCUGCUUUAACAGUUACAUAAGCUCAUGUUUAAUCCAAAAUCUUCUGGAUGAAAGUGUUUAAAGAGAUACUGACACUUUUCUUAAACCUUUAGUGAAUGUAUUCUGUAUUACAUAACAGCUUCAUUGUGUGGCUUCCUACUCACUGGAUCAGCUGUAGAUCUUUUUGAGUCAUGUUUUAAUAGAAACAUUUAAUUAUUCAACUGCUUCCUCCAACAAAUUUGAGUAAAUCUAUUAUUUCAGUUUAUGGCAUAAUGUCAGUAACAAUAAACACUUGAAUUCUAUGUAUAUAUGUAUAAAUAUACGCUGAUUUACAUCCUGCUGAUUAGACAACGGACUAAAAAUUAGAGAAUAAAGGCAAAUACUUCUGUAGUUGAGGGC
Messenger RNA from Sphaeramia orbicularis (orbiculate cardinalfish), 5584 nucleotides. RefSeq names its product DNA replication helicase/nuclease 2 (gene dna2). The record is from RefSeq and is a predicted model, not a curated record. Gene Ontology annotation, biological process: replication fork reversal. The coding region runs from base 317 to 4513 and encodes 1398 amino acids. Gene Ontology annotation, molecular function: 5'-flap endonuclease activity; single-stranded DNA helicase activity. Lineage: Eukaryota; Metazoa; Chordata; Actinopteri; Kurtiformes; Apogonidae. Gene Ontology annotation, cellular component: cytoplasm. The transcript is spliced from 25 exons.